CGAGCCCAAAUGGGAGAAGGGAGGACCACCAGCAAAAGAGGGAAAAACUUGAGGGCCUGGCUGGCCUGGUGUGAAGGAGGCCAGGUGCAGCAGCUGGUGCCUCUUUAGACCCUUAUCCCAGCUCAGGGACAGCAGCUGGCAGAGCUAGAUGGUGUUCUGGAGUCCCCAGUAGCAACAAGCAGGAGAAAUGUCAACCACAGCCGCAAAAGAAUUCCAAAAAUCACACCAGGAGUCAGUCAGAUGGUGCUACACAUUCUCAGCCUCAUCUCAGAACAGGACAGAGCUACUCUGAAGGGGAAGUAUCCAUGGCCGGAUUCCAUCGGAGGUGCCACUAGGGAGCAAGCUGGGGUGAAGUCUCAGACUGGAAGACACUCGGACCUGUUCCAAGCCAGGGAGCAGGAGGCAGAAGCCGGAGGAGCGAGAGGGUGGCUGACUACCUUGGCCCCUGGGGGGUCAGAGCAGACCCUGGGACAGGGAGAAGCAGCGGAGAAAGGGCCUUUGAAUGACAGGGCUAAGGGAAGGAAACCUCGCUCUGGGACUGGGAUCGGGCAAGACUCUUUCUGCUCAGAAAAGGACAGGACUGAGCGCAUUUCAACAUCAGCAUCAGCAUCAACCACCACGAAUAUUCAGGGGUGUGAGGUGAAAGCUCAGCUUCGUCCUGAGAAGUCAGCAAAAGGAUCUCAUGAGAACCAACUUCCCCAGGGACCAAGGCAUGGAUUCAAGAAGAGCAGAGGUGGAGGUCCAGGUCUCAAAUCUGGUGUGGGGAGUGCUGCUCCCAGUGUCGAGGAGCAGGGACUAGGGCAUGGAUUCCAGAAGAGCAGAGGUGGAGUUUCAAGUGUCAAGUCUGGUAUGGAGAGUGUCAGGGAAGAGCAGGAACUAGGGCAUAGGCUCAAGAAGACCAGAGAUGGAGGUUCAGCUGUCAAAUCUGUUGUGGAGAGAUCUGGUCCUAGUGGGGAAGAGCAGGGCCUAGGGCUGGGAUGCAAGAAGACCAGAGGUGGAGCUUCAGGUGUGGAGAGUGCUGGUCCCAGUGGGGAGGAACAGGGACUGAAGCCUGGAUACAAGAAGACCAGAGGUGGAGGUUCAGCUGUCAAGUCUGCUGCAGAGGGUAUGGAUCCUAGUGGGGAGGAGCAGGGACUGUGGCCUAGACACAAGAAGACCAGAGGUGGAAGUCCGGUUCUCAAGUCUGGUGUGGAGAGUGCUGGCCCCAGUGGGGAGGAGCAGGGACUAGGGCCUUGGAAGACCAAGUGUGAAGUCCCAGAUCUCAGGUCCAAUGUGGAGAGUGCUGUGCCCUGUGGAGAGAAGCAAAAGGAGCUAGAGGACCAGCCCUUUCCAGAUCUACAGACUGAAGAUAAAGGUGAAUUGAUGACAGAGAAGGAAUUGGCAGGCCCAGACAAUAUGGGGCAACCAGGAAUACAAAGCUCCCAGGAAGUCCAAGGUCCUCAGAUCAUCUGGACGUCCCCCCAGAAAGCAGAGGAGGAUUCUGAGCAGUUUGAGGACAACACCCCAGACCAAAGCUUCCAGUUGAGGUCAGAGGAUGAGGAGGGAUCCCCUCUGCGACUCACACCACUGACCAUGGAGAGACCCUCAUCAGAUAGCUCCUAUGCUCAGCCCAGCUCAACAUUCAUACAGCCUGAGGUGGGGGAAGAGGCUCUUAAGGCCCAGUUGGUACAAAGCCCAGCAGUGCCCCUCAUUUGUCAUCCAGUGAAAAUGGUCCCACCAGGGAAGGAGGACAGAGAGGAAAAGACUCCUUCUAAAAAAUGGAAGGAAGAAGAAGAAUACUGCAUAGCGUGGCAUCUGCGGGCCUGCGGCGCCACAACCUGGAUGUCAGCUAUGUCCCUGAACCUAGUGUCCAAGUCUGCCCAGGCCUCGUCCUCAGCACCGGUGCCAAGCAGCCCAGAAAAGAACUGGAAGAGGACAGAGCUGCAUCGGAACUCGGACAGGUCAAACAAGACUCGGCCUAUGACUGCCUCAUCAAUAAGAAGGCUGGAGGGUGCAACCCAACCCCUCAGCUGCCACAUCUACAGAAAGGACAGUGACUUGACCCCUAUUGGCUCCAGCAUCAAAGAGUGGAAGGAGGAGAUUCUCACUCAGAAGCAAGAGGAAGCUUUUAGAGAAUAUUUCAAGUUUUUCUGUGGUCCUGGAGAAAUUGACAUCCACAGCCUGAAGAGCAUCCUAUCAAUAGUGGGGAUACCCCAGACCCAGGCUGAGAUGACUGCUGCCCUGAUAAGUGCUGAUGUGAAUGUUAUUAUCAAAAGAAGACGAAAUGCAUGUCAAAGGAUAAGGAUCAUGCUGUUAACACUGCCCGACAACCUCAUUCCCACAAGAGAACCUUCUCCCGAACCUCGGACAUCGGUCCACAAGAGCAAAAGGUCUUGAACAUCGUGGACCGGAUCAAGCAGCAAAACCGCUCUGCCUUCCUGCAGAGUCCUUACGUACCCCAGGCAACCAGCUAUCUGCUGUGCCCCCCGCUAGACAAGAAGGCAACCCGUCGGAGGCAGGGGUCUCAUGUCGUUUUGGAAGAGUAUAAGCCCAUUGACCUGACCACUGACUUCAGGACCUUCUUUCAGAUGGGACCCAAGGGAGGCAGGUGGGCCUAAAUGUCAGGCACUCCUUAUCUCCCCCUGGUCCUGGAAGAUUAGGAGCUGGAGCCUAGCUUCUCAGGAAGGGGGCCCAGUGAUGGGGCCCUGGAUGGGCAACUCUCUUCAAGUCCCUGCCCUUGCCUCCUAACCUUGCAUCUGAGAUUGAAUUAACUCUUCUCCAAAUGACCAGCUCUGCUUCUUCCUAUUCUUUUUUUCACUCUCCCUCCAGAGAAUACUGGUCCCCCUUCCUUCCCUGCCCCACCCAUUCGCCUUUCUCUACAGGGAGCUCAACCCCACUCUGUAAGUGGCUUGCCUCAAUGCACACAUGACAAGAGCUGCAGGGAGUCCAUGGCACCCUUCCACCCCUUUGACUGAGGCUCUUCCCAGCCCUGGGGACCUCAAUAUCAGGUGCUCUUUGGUGCCAAUCUACCUGUUCAGCCCACCCGGCCAAUAAACAGAACCGUGCUGAUCCUCAUCUCCUGGUUGCCAGUGGGUAGGGUCUUUGUGUCCACCAUCAGACAGGGGGCUUCCUGAGGAUAGUGACUACCUCCCCUUCUCAGACUGAAAUAUCCCUGAGGGCAGGGAACUGACUUUCCAUUAGAUUUGAGGCCUCCUAAUGGUGAGACCCAACAAAAGGGUCCUCCUCCUGAGGAAUUCAGUCCAAGCAGCUGCUUCAGCAAUAGGGCGUCCAGUGCGGCCCCCAGCAGCUUCUGCCUCUCUUCUUCCUGGGCUGGUGCAUCCCUCCCCUAUAACCCACUGCCACCACCAAUCCCCAGUUAGGCCUGGGCAAAGAAAGGUUCCCCUGGGAGCUGGAGCCCUGGGAGCCACCUCUAGACAGUCUUCACUCGGGAUCCCAAGGGACAGCACUAGCUCCCUAGCCUCUUACUGUAGACCACCUCUGUCCCUCCUAAAUGCUCCACCAUCCACAUCUACC
Phascolarctos cinereus (koala) is the source of this 3513-nucleotide messenger RNA. The record is from RefSeq and is a predicted model, not a curated record. Lineage: Eukaryota; Metazoa; Chordata; Mammalia; Diprotodontia; Phascolarctidae.